This is a messenger RNA of Hydatigera taeniaeformis, 345 nucleotides long. The record is from the annotation of a GenBank genome assembly. Lineage: Eukaryota; Metazoa; Platyhelminthes; Cestoda; Cyclophyllidea; Taeniidae.
AUGAGUGAGGAGGGCACUGUACUUGUGCGCCACUGCUACACCACUCCAGGUGUCACAUGCAAUGUUGAUUUCGGUGGGCAUUGCGAAGUAAUCUCCGAGUAUGCUGUUGUGUUGAGUGCGACUGUGGACGACUUGGAGCAUGUGCAUGAGUCUGCCUUGGGUGGCGAGGGUGUGGACAGGUGCCACACGCUCCCUCCAACAUUUGGUUGGGUCGUCAAGCCUUGGUACUGGCCGCACGUGGUGUCAAUCAGCAACGCCAACGCUCACGGUUGUCGUGAUGUCCUUCUCUCCUCUACCGCCAAAUGUCAUCCUACUGCACGGUGUGCAGGCAGAUCAGAUAUUUGA